AUGUGGAAGACAGCGAGGGACUCAGUGUGUCUCAUAUGCCGUUCGGGGGCGACGACAAGCACAACAACUUCAGCGAGAGCAAGCCUUGAGCCAUGGGUCGGCCAGAGAACGUUUACGACACGGCGCGAGCAGCGCCCUUCGCGCAUGGUGUUGUCCGAUCGUGUUGCCCGACCACCACCAGUACGAGGCCCUGGCGGCGAGCCCAACAAGAGACCCCGGAACAAACCUGAUGGCCCCUGGGCGGGCAUGAACCGAAGAGUUGCGAACAUCGACCCGCGCAAAGCACCCAAACCGAAGCCGGUAGAGGAGGACGACAGGAGGGACAAGAGGGACAAGAAGACCAAGGGACAAAAGGCGCUGAAGAUGCAGCGUGCGCUCACGACCAUCAGCUACGGACAAAGAGCAAGCAUCAAGGAACGGAUGCAGGAGAUCCAGUCUUUCGACCAGUUCGACCUGCUGCCGGUGGUGAAGGAGGCUAUUGCGCAGGAGGCACUCAAGGGAAUGACGGAGAUCAAGCCCACGCCCGUACAGAGACUGGCUAUUCCAGCUCUGCUAGGGCAGCCGAUGGGGAAGAAGCCAAGGCGACCAAAGUCGGAUAAUGGCAGGGAGGAGUUCCUUUUGGCUGCCGAGACGGGAUCUGGCAAGACGUUGGCAUAUUUGGUUCCCGCCGUCAACGCCAUAAAAAAGGGUGAUGCUGAGGAUGAGUUGGUCACCUCUUACAACGAGCGUCUGGCUGCUGAGAAGGAACAUCGUGGAGGUGCGCCCGUGUCCGAGUGGAUCGAGAAGUUCGAGCCUCACCCCAACACAGCCCGGCCUCGUGUGGUUAUCCUCGUUCCCACGGCAGAGCUCGUCGACCAGGUCACCAGCGUGGCCAAGAAGCUCGCUCACUACACCAAGUUCAAGGUACGACCUUUGUCCGCCAGCAUCAGCCCGCUCAGGAACCAGCGCAACCUGUACAGCCCCAUCGGCGUGGACAUGAUCGUAUCGACUCCUCACCUGCUCGCCACCAUCGCCAAGUCGGAUCCCAACGUUCUGUCGCGCGUCACCCACCUCGUCAUCGACGAGGCCGACUCGCUGCUCGACCGCAGUUUCUCGGGCGACACCACCAGCAUCGUCGACCGCGCCAUGCCUUCGCUGAAGCAGCUGAUCCUCUGCUCCGCCACCAUCCCGCGCCGCCUGGACACCUACAUGGAGGAGCAGUUUCCCUACAUCAACCGCAUCACCACGCCCAACCUGCACGCCAUCCCCCGUCGCGUGCAGCUCGGCGUGAUCGACGUAUCCAAGGACCCGUACCGCAACAACAAGAUGCUCGCGUGCGCCGACGCCAUCUGGUCCAUCGGCAAGGAGGCCGCCAAGCACGAAGGGCCCAAAGACAAAGAGAUUGACAUCAAGCGCAUCAUGGUCUUUGUCAACGAGCGCGAGACCACCCAGCAGGUGGCCGAUUACCUGGUAUCCAAGGGCAUCGACGCCAUCGCGCUGCACCGUGACACGGAGGAGCACCGCAAGUCGGAGAUGUUGGCCUCUUUUACUUCGAACGAGCCGAUGAAGAUUAGCAAGCCUGCUUCUUCUGAGGAUGCUGCUUCUGCUGAAGGCAAGACCAGUAGUGCCCUUAGCAGCAACCCUACCAGGAGACAUCUGCCCAAUACCAAGGUCAUUGUGGCGACGGAUCUGGCGUCCAGAGGUAUCGAUACCCUCGCUGUGCGCUUUGUCGUGUUGUACGAUGUGCCGCAUACGACUAUCGAUUUCAUCCACAGGCUGGGCCGCGCCGGGCGCAUGAACCGUCGUGGUAGGGGUAUCGUGUUGGUGGGCAAGGAUGAUAGGAGGGAUGUCGUUGCUGAGGUUAAGGAGAGCAUGUUUAUGGGUCAGGCCCUAGUUUAA
Molecule: messenger RNA, 1878 nt
Organism: Sordaria macrospora k-hell
Lineage: Eukaryota; Fungi; Ascomycota; Sordariomycetes; Sordariales; Sordariaceae
Molecular function (GO): ATP binding; mRNA binding
Source: RefSeq, a predicted model, not a curated record